Malania oleifera is the source of this 1581-nucleotide messenger RNA. Its product is annotated as squamosa promoter-binding-like protein 16. Gene Ontology annotation, cellular component: nucleus. NCBI's taxonomy places the organism in Eukaryota, Viridiplantae, Streptophyta, Magnoliopsida, Santalales, Ximeniaceae. Gene Ontology annotation, molecular function: DNA binding. The transcript is spliced from 4 exons. The coding region runs from base 292 to 1383 and encodes 363 amino acids. The record is from RefSeq and is a predicted model, not a curated record.
UCAUCAAAUCCAAGGUUCCUACAAAACCCUAAAAAAAAAAUUGAGGCAUGCAGAAGAACAGCAGAAGUGAGAACAAAUCUCACUCUCAUGUCUCAAAAUGGGCCUGUGUUGCAGUUUAUUUAUUCAGCUUUCCUCUCCCUUUGUUUCUUCAACUUGGUAGAUAUGUAGAUCUGUGAAGUUUUGUAGGAAGAUAUAGUGGGGGUAAGUAGUAGAAGAGCUUUGCUGGCUUGGGAUGAUAAAGAGAGGAGUGAGGGAGAGAGAAGAGACUGUAGAAGUGAAGGGGGAAGUGCUAUGGAUUGGAACUUGAGGGCAUCUCCUUGGGAUUUAACUGAACUGGAGCAACGAGACAAUGCCCAUCUUGCUGCUCUGGUUGGGUCCAGUAGUUUAGGAGGGCAAAGCAGUGAAGGAGAUUUUUCGGUAGAUUUGAAACUCGGAAGACUGGAUGAUUUGAGAGACGGGUUUGCAGCCAAAUUGAACACUUCAGGGACCUCAACUGUGGUCCCAUCAUCUUCAGGGUCAUCGAAAAGGCCCCGGGCAUUAAAUGGAACUCAAAAUGUUUCAUGCUUGGUUGAUGGCUGCACAUCAGACCUCAGUAACUGCAGGGAGUAUCAUCGGCGCCAUCGGGUCUGUGAACGUCACUCGAAGACCCCAGUAGUGCUCAUUGGUGGUGAAGAGCGCCGGUUCUGCCAGCAGUGUAGCAGAUUCCAUUCUCUGGGAGAGUUUGAUGAGGUGAAGAGAAGCUGCAGGAAACGUCUUGAUGGACACAAUAGGCGCCGACGAAAGCCUCAGCCAGAAUCCGUAUACACCAAUUCUCAAAGCUUUCUGUCCAAUCACCAAGGCAACAGGUUCUUGCAACUCAGGAGUCCACAUAUUCAUGCCACUGCAACUUCAUGCAGCCCCAUUUGGCCCGAGGAAGAUACUUCAGUUUCUAGUCAUCGCCAGCAAUGGCCCGUGACCCACCGACAAAGUAAUUUUCUCGAUUCUUUGAACCACAUCAACAAUGGGGAGGACAAACACUUCCCUUUCUUGCAGGCCAGUGACCCUAGUAUUGGAAAUCAAGCAGCCCAUGAAGUUUCUCCAUCCCAGCCAUUGCUAAAUGCCAUUAUCCCAUCAGAAGUUAGCCAUAAAAUGCCCUUUGAUGGGUUACAAUCAACCGACUCAAAUUGUGCUCUCUCUCUUCUGUCACCUCAACAUCCAACACAGACCUUGAACUGGAUCAGCUCGAACCAUUUGGUGCAACCCAAUGUGAGCUGGGGUCUGAAUUUUAGCAGCAUUGAUCCAGGGUUGAUUAUCGAUGCCUGCGCCAAUGGUGGUAGUUGGAAUGGGAUGCAUCAUACGAGCCCUGAUGGAUUCCCUCAAACCAUUCCCUUUUCUUGGGGGUAAGCAGGUCAUGUUUUGUGAAAUGGUUUCACAUUUCCUUGGGGAUCUUGAAUUAUUUCCCUUCACCAAAUUCUUCUGGUUCUUACAUGAUGGAUGUUUUCAAAAUUUUCGAAGUAAUUCGCUGUUCAUUGAUUGCUGCAUCAUAACAUUGUACUGUCCCCAUUGGAAAAAAAUAUUCUCUUUACUGCGAUUUAAACUGAA